Entrophospora candida is the source of this 745-nucleotide messenger RNA. NCBI's taxonomy places the organism in Eukaryota, Fungi, Glomeromycota, Glomeromycetes, Entrophosporales, Entrophosporaceae. The record is from the annotation of a GenBank genome assembly.
UGAUAACUCUUUUUACAACAAACCAGAAUUUUCAAAUGUUGCAGUUGAAAUGGCAGAAAGUCAAAAUGAAGAAUACAUUUCUGAUGAAACAUAUUGUUAUGCACAAAUGUCAUCAAGGGCAUAUAUUUGGCAUUCAGUUUUGAAUACAAUAAAAAAUCGUAAUUCAUGGUGUCCUCAAUGUGCAGGAUGUUCUAAACUUAAUAUUAAUAUUGCUAAAGAAAUUGUGCUUAAAAAAGGUAAUGCAAAAAUUUCCAUUGAAGAAGCUAGAAAAAUCGCGAUUAAAAAUAAAGGAUUAUUAUUAUGUCUUUCUGAAACGUAUAAUGGUGCACAUACAAAAUUAAAAUGGCAGUGUGAAAAAAAGCAUGAAUGGUAUGCAACCCUGGGUAAAGUAAAAAAUUUAGAUAAACGGUGUCCAUUUUGUCCAUAUAAGAGACAAGAACUCUGCAAGGAAAUAUUGAUGAAAUUAUUAGGCCCACCAUCUGAUAUACGUAGACCAUAUUUCUUAAAAACUCCUGAUCAUCCGUUAGGGCUUGAACUUGAUGUAUACUAUCCACAGUACGAUUUUGCUGUCGAAGUUCAAGGUAUACAACAUGAAUGCUUCCAUGCUUUCUUUCACAAAAACCAAAAGGAUUUUGAAAAGCAGUUUGCACGGGAUCAGCUAAAAAAAGAACUUUGUGAUAAAAAUCGGAUAUUACUUAUCGAAGUAUGGUAUUAUGAAGACCUUUAUUUAGUGAUCCCUCGAUGA